This is a messenger RNA of Durusdinium trenchii, 1236 nucleotides long. NCBI's taxonomy places the organism in Eukaryota, Dinophyceae, Suessiales, Symbiodiniaceae. The record is from the annotation of a GenBank genome assembly.
AAGAAUUACAUCGCACAGCACACAAUGGCCUCAAGAACAUCCUGUUCAAGAAGAGAAGGCCAAAGGCGUUUUUGUUACUUUUUUCAAUGGCCGGCAAUGCAGCUGCAGCUUUACUAAAGGAUGAUGCUCCGGACCUCUACCUUCCAACACCUGCCGGCAAUGCAGGCGGCUGCAAAGACACAUCAACAGGUAUUGCGCAAAGGGACAAAAGUGAAGGCAGGAGGGCAGGGAGCUGCUGCCGUCUUGUCAAGGGAGUUGCAGUGAUGCUGAUUCCUGCACUGGUUCUCAUUCGCUUCUACGACUUCAGUAUGAGAUUGCGAGGCAUGAAGCGAGAUGCUGACAUCAAGCAAAGCUAUGCCCGAAGGCAUGAAAUAGAGCGCGAGUUGCGAAUGAAAGUGCCAAGCUUGUCUGAGUUUGAUGCGGGAAAGAUCGCAGCUGCCAUUGACAAGCAUGAGAACUUUGACAGGCCCCAAAGCCUGCGGGUGACUGCGGGUGUUUUAGACACCAAACUGACGCUGCACACGCUUCAGCAAGGUGGCACCAAAAAGGUUGUGCAGAAAUAUCCAAGGAGCAACAUGUUGGAGAAGGCUCUCAAGGAGAUUAUCCGAGAGCAACAAGAAACCUUAUUCCCUUUAAGGAAAGAGAUCAACAUUGCGUACAGGAAGUUCUUUAUUGGAUUUCCCAGCAUCAGUGGGAGGCCCUGCUCGGUACCCACGUUGGGCAAAGAGCUGGAGACUUUGAGCCCGGAAAAGCGAGUGGAGUUGCAAAAGCAGCUUUUGGAGGACUUCAGGCGGCGGUUCAUUGGUUUUGAGCAGUACUUGAGGAAGAGAAAGCGAGAUGUCCAACAGGUUCUCAAAAAGGAAUGGAUGCCACUCGAACUGCGCCGUGCGUUCGUUGCUUUCGAUAUGUUAUGUAUGAAAAGCGAAUGGUUCACGCCAUUUUACCGACUUGCCGGCUCUCAUGAUGGACGUAUGCGAGCAGGUGCAUGGCUUCGACGUGAUCCUGAACUGAGGUCUCCAGCUGUACACAUUGCAGAGGAGGUUGACCUUCAGUUUAUGCUGCGCGUGCAGCGCGCAUUGCCAUGGCAGUUGAGGAAAUUGCUGCCUCAGACUUCUGAAGCUUCUGAGACCUAGAUGUAUCCGGUUUGAUUGUUUGCCCUAGCACUCUUCCCGAGUGUGUACAUAGUGCCAUUCUUUUUAUGUGGCCAAAUUCCGUCAGCUUGAUGUAUCGUGGAAA